CGUCUGUUUACAACCAUUACGGUGCAAACGUAUGAACGGACGACUCCAAGUGACUGCUUACAAAGUGUGUCCCCAUCGGUCAGUCUGUCUAGAGCAGUUGAAGAGGCCUUCAAAGAUGAGGAGGAGCCUUUUUCUGGCCAGUGUGAAUGAAUUGAUUGGUCCAUGGCCCAAGUCCUCAGACUCUCUCGCACCCUUCUUAACUGGAGUCCUCGAUGGGUCAGAAGCAUGUGUUCACUAGAAGAGCAAGCUCGGGCCAUCUUUGCUGCUGCUGUGGAGGGAGUGCAGCCGGACAACGUGGUACGCAGAGCUCUACAGCGACGGGGUGAUGAGUUGGUGGUGGCUGAGCACAGUUUCAAGCUCCAUCAUAACCUGCACCUAGUAGGGUUUGGGAAGGCUGUGCUGGGGAUGGCUGCAGAGGCAGAAAGGAUUGUGGGAGAUCACCUGGUUCAAGGGAUAGUUAGUGUGCCUCAUGGAAUUCAGGAAACACUGAAAUGUCACAGGAAGCUGAAUAUGUUGCUAGACACCGACAGUAAAAUAAAAGUGAUGGAAGGAGCUAAACACAACCUGCCAGACACAGAUGCCCAGAGAUCAGCGGAGAGCAUUUGGGAACUUGCCAGUAAUCUUACUGAGAGAGAUCUGCUGCUUGUUCUCAUAUCAGGUGGUGGCUCUGCUUUAUUACCUGCUCCAAUUCCACCAAUAACUCUUCAGGAAAAACAGGAAGUGGCACGUUGCCUGGCAGCUGCAGGGGCAACGAUUCAAGAGUUAAACACAGUGAGGCGAGCCUUGUCACUGUUGAAAGGUGGAGGCUUGGCCCAUUGCGCGUACCCUGCCCAGGUGGUCGGUCUGAUUUUGUCUGACAUCAUUGGAGAUCCAGUAGAUCUCAUAGCCAGUGGCCCAACAGUACAGAGUGAGACUUCACUGGCAGAAGUCUGGGCCAUCUUGAACCACUACAACCUCUCUGCCACUCUCCCAUUAUCUGUGAAAGAGGUUCUGAAUCAAACUGGUUCCCAACAGAGUAGCAGACUGAAGGAUCAACCACAGCAGGUCAACGUUCUCAACACUGUGAUUGGCUCCAAUACUAUUGCUCUGGAGUGCGCCAGCCAUAGAGCACAAGAGUUAGGCCUUCGACCAGUAAUUCUAUCUCCAGGGGUGUGUGGUAAUGUUCAAGCUGUGGCCCGACUCUAUGGCUUACUGUCUCGUUUUGCCUGUUCUCCAGGGAAGGAGCUUCCAGAGCUCAGAGAUCAGAUCCUCAAACUGGGGCCAGACGUUGGGGUGGGGAGCUCAGAACUUUGUCGCACAAUGAAACAUUUGGAAGUAGACCGGCAGGAAAGCUGGCAUGCCACAUGCCUGCUGGCUGGAGGUGAACCCACUGUCCAGCUACUGGGGAAAGGCAGAGGUGGAAGGAACCAAGAGCUAGCCCUAAGGGUGGGGCUAGAGCUCAGCAAGGAAAUGGAGAGAAGCAUGACCGUAUUCCUCAGUGGUGGAACUGAUGGUCAGGAUGGCCCAACUGAAGCAGCUGGAGCAGUUAGUGAUGGGAACAUGGAAGCAGAGGCCAAAAGUCAGGGACUGGACAUUGAUGGAUUUCUUUGCAACAAUGAUUCAUUCACAUUUUUCUCAUCCCUUUCCAAGGGGCAGAAGCUGCUUUUGCCAGGGCUCACCGGUACCAAUGUAAUGGAUGUUCAUAUGAUGAUUCUGCCCCACCAACACCAGAGUAACUGAUCCAAAAGAUUUUUACUUAAGAUUUUAGAUUGAGUUUAGGGAAAAUAUGUUUAAGCAUAAAAAGUUGAUGUGCAUAUUAAGAUUGAGAACAUCCAACAGGAUAUUCUUAGUGCCAUCAAGACAAGGUAAGAGCUUAUGGUAUAAUAUGGUAGUUAUUACCUGGUAAAUGAUCAUUUUGUAAGACAGAUUUUGUUUAUAUGAUACAUACAUAGUGUCUUGCAAAAGUAUUCAU
Neoarius graeffei (lesser salmon catfish) is the source of this 1951-nucleotide messenger RNA. RefSeq names its product glycerate kinase (gene glyctk). The record is from RefSeq and is a predicted model, not a curated record. Gene Ontology annotation, cellular component: cytoplasm. NCBI's taxonomy places the organism in Eukaryota, Metazoa, Chordata, Actinopteri, Siluriformes, Ariidae. Bases 163 to 1719 code for a protein of 518 amino acids. Gene Ontology annotation, biological process: protein phosphorylation. The transcript has 6 exons. Gene Ontology annotation, molecular function: glycerate kinase activity.